Molecule: messenger RNA, 213 nt
Organism: Aspergillus wentii DTO 134E9
Lineage: Eukaryota; Fungi; Ascomycota; Eurotiomycetes; Eurotiales; Aspergillaceae
Product: HPP family protein
Exons: 1
Source: RefSeq, a predicted model, not a curated record
CACUCCCCAGCAGGCGUGACGGCGCUUCUCCCCACAACUAAUGAUGCUAUCUGGGGAUUGUCCUGGUACUAUCUUCCUGUGGCUUUACUUUCUUCGACAAUGAUUAUGGCAGUUGCGCUUAUGGUGAAUAAUAUCCAGCGCCAGUAUCAGGUGUUUUGGAUUGGGCUACCCAAGCUAAAGCAGCAAGCGCAGUCGAGUACCCUGCCUAAAUAA